Ogataea philodendri is the source of this 204-nucleotide messenger RNA. RefSeq lists its product as uncharacterized. The coding region runs from base 1 to 204 and encodes 67 amino acids. The record is from RefSeq and is a predicted model, not a curated record. The transcript has a single exon. Lineage: Eukaryota; Fungi; Ascomycota; Pichiomycetes; Pichiales; Pichiaceae.
AUGCCAAUGGAAAGCAAUUCCGACUCCAUACUAGCCUGGGUAGCCUCGACCAGCUUAGGAACAUCUUCCUUUGUAAGUCCUUCAGUAGAGAUUGGUUCCAGCACCUUGAUUUUGAUGGUUCCGGUGUUAAAGUUUUUGAGCUUCAGACUGUACAAAUUAGAGGUGUUGGAAACCACGACUGGAAUGAUCGGAAUUUGGGCUUGA